CUUUGAAAGUCAGAUGAGUUAGCGGCUCGAUAAAGCCUAGGCACUAGGCUGUAAGACAGAAGUCACUGAGAUUUAGUGUGUCUGUGCGUCAAGUAGCUGGGAAAUGUUUCGCAUUGCCUUGUUGGUAAUUUUAGUUAUAGGAGCGUGUUCGGCAGAACUUCACAGGGUGCCCCUCUACAAAAUAAAGACAGCCCGCAGAUCUCUGCAGGAAGUAGGUACAGAGGUACAGCAAGUGCGGCGAAGGUAUGGUGGUCCGACUCCAGAGCCACUUUCUAACUACCUUGAUGCCCAGUACUAUGGACCAAUAAGCAUUGGUAACCCACCACAGAAGUUUAGAGUAGUGUUUGAUACAGGAUCUUCAAAUUUGUGGGUACCAUCAAAGAAAUGUCAUGUUACAAGCAUUGCAUGCUUGCUGCAUAACAAAUAUGAUCAUGGGCUGUCCAGCACAUACCAGCCAAAUGGAACAAAGUUUGAAAUACAGUAUGGUUCUGGAAGCCUUUCUGGCUAUUUGUCUACUGAUACAGUGCAGGUUGGUGGUUUGGAGGUAAGGAACCAGACAUUUGCAGAAGCAAUAAGUGAACCUGGUCUUGCUUUUGUUGCUGCCAAAUUUGAUGGUAUCCUUGGAAUGGCUUAUAGCACCAUAUCAGUUGAUGGUGUGGUUCCAGUGUUUUACAACAUGUUCAAACAAGGAUUGGUUUCAGCACCUGUCUUCUCUUUCUAUCUAAGCAGAGACCCAGAUGCGCCAUUGGGUGGAGAACUUAUUCUUGGUGGUUCUGAUCCAAAACACUACAAAGGUGACUUCACAUAUUUACCAGUGGAUCGUAAAAUGUAUUGGCAGUUCAAAAUGGACAAAGUUCUUGUGAAUGGAGCCAGUCAGUCAACAUUCUGUGCAUCUGGUUGUGAGGCAAUUGCUGAUACUGGCACCAGCCUCAUCGCUGGACCACUUAGUGAAAUAAAAGACCUCAAUAAGGCCAUUGGAGCUACACCAAUUGUUGGUGGAGAAUACAUGGUUGACUGCACUCAGAUUCCUAAUUUACCUGCUAUUGACUUUGUUCUUGGUGGGAAAAAUUACACACUAUUAGGAAAGGACUAUGUUCUCAGGGUAUCUUCAUUUGGGAAAACUGUAUGCUUGUCUGGCUUCAUGGGCAUUGAUAUACCACCACCACAUGGCCCGCUGUGGAUUCUGGGAGAUGUUUUUAUUGGCAGAUUCUACACAGAAUUUGACAUGCAAAACAAUCGUGUUGGUUUUGCUGAAUCUAUGUAGAAAUAAGUGUUCUGGCAGUAGUCACCAGUCCGUAACGUCGUCUUGCAGAUCAUAAUACAGAUACUAAUGGGUGUUGUUACAUAUUUAAAAAUGACUUUUCCUGUAGUAAAGACACUGAUUUAAGUUUAAAAUUUUGUGUAAAGCUUUAAUCACUUGUUAUUAAUUAACAAAUUGCCAAAAAAGUAGGCUUUAUGAAUUUUGUUAUAAUGUACAUGCAUUAUGUAUUUACCAAAUUUAAGUUCAUUUAGGCAGUGUAAGACAUUGUCUCUGAAAUGUUGAAGACCAAAUAAAGUUGGAACACUUGAAAAUCAA
Molecule: messenger RNA, 1576 nt
Organism: Schistocerca cancellata (South American locust)
Lineage: Eukaryota; Metazoa; Arthropoda; Insecta; Orthoptera; Acrididae
Product: lysosomal aspartic protease
Exons: 9
Coding region: 104-1264 (386 amino acids)
Biological process (GO): proteolysis; cell death
Cellular component (GO): lysosome
Molecular function (GO): aspartic-type endopeptidase activity
Source: RefSeq, a predicted model, not a curated record